AAAGUAACGGAUAGCGACAGAAGAGACAGGAAAGGAAAUAAGGAAAAAAAGGAAUAUAAAAAAACCCUUGGCAGCCUGAGUUGGGUCGGCAAUGUUCACUGUGAGUAAAUUGUCUUCAGCUCACUGUACACGGUGUUCGUGCCUCGGAGAAGGAAUAAAGUUCGGUGAAGCAGUUUUCCUACGCCUCCUUCGAUCUUUUCACUAGCGGAGUAGACCUGUACAGUAAGCUAGUUGCCGGCUACGAGCCAGUCACGAAACCUUCAAGUAACUGCCAGAGGUUUCCUUACUACGGUUCGGAGCCGCGAAUCUGGCGCGGUAACAACAGCAUGCCUGUUUUAUAGCUGGAAAAGAAUCACAAGAAACCAUAAUAAAUUAAAAUUAAACAGUUUUUUAAUUAUUAAUAAAUAUUAUUAUUAUAAAUAUAAUUAUUUGUCUCGUUCUUUGUCAAAAUUACACUGAACUACUGGAAAAACCUAAAAGAGCCGCAUGCGGUUCAGGACGCGGGACAAUAGCUAGUUAAAACUACAAGGAGGCAGUAUUGCAAAAGUCCUUUCAGUGGUGAAAGGACAAUAACUCCCGAGAAACACCGAAGAAGAAUCGGUUGCCUGACAGCGAAACAGCCAAUCACAGCCGAGGAAAGACAGCCGUCUAGCACUGGGGCACCCACUGCACAUCUCUCUGAAAGAAAAUGGCUGACAUGGUGUGUGGUUAUGACAUCUUUCGGCUCGAGUUACAUUUUUAAGAUGAACCGUGUUUGCACGUGUACUGUUGCAUUUAGCGGGUAAAAAAAAAAUGUUUAAAAAGGCGAAAAGAGCAAACUUUAGACGUCGGAAUGAGUCCGACGAGGAUGAGCAGGAGGAGAGUCAGCAGCCGCAGCUGGCGCCGACAAUGUUUGGGCCUACCGAAAUCCCCUUUAUGGAGACUUCCAACAGCAACGCUACCGGAGCGCCCAGCACUACAGAGAGCUGUCAUAGUAACGGCCUUCAGGGUAACACCGUGAGAGCUGUCAAGAAGGAAAAGAAGGUCAAAGAUACGACUGCCGUGCCAGGACCCACGAAGGCCAGUUUGCUGAGCUUCGUCGAUGAAGAAGACAGCUCAGAGGUGUUCCGAGUGAAGAAAUCCAAUCACAGCAAAAAGAUUGUGAAACAACUCAAGAAAGAAUACAAGGAGGACUUGGAGAGGUCUGGAUCUACCAAACAGGAUGUCAAAUCAGAUGCUCCAACUCAGCUUGCAGUUAAAGAGGAAGUUAUUAGCAGAGCAAGUAGUGAACAGGGAGAGGAAGAAAUGGAGGUGGAGAGUGCUGAUGAACAGGAGGAGGAUGCAAGGAGUCAAAGUGGUCAGACAAACAGUCAAGUGUCCAGAAGCAACAGCACAGGAGCAACAUUCAACACACUUUCUACACUUGGCAGCUUGAGACCAGGGGAGAUUCCUGAUGCGGCAUUUAUCCAUGCUGCCAGAAAACGCCGGCAGCUUGCUAGAGAGCUGGGAGGUGAUGCUCCUCUGGUUGAAACAGAGGCGCCCAAGAAACGUCUGGUACGAGAAGACCAAGAUGCCAGCGAUGACGAAGAUGAGGAAGAGAAAAGGAUCCGCUUCAGCGGCGUCAGGAACAAAAGCCAGAGACAAAAGAUAGCCGAGGAGAUUGGUAUUGAGGGUAGUGAUGAUGAAGCACUGGAUACCGGACAGGAUGAGGAGGUGAGCCGCUGGGAGCAGGAGCAAAUUAGGAAAGGAAUCAGCAUACCCCAGGUCCAAAGCAGUCAGCCAGAAGACAGCACAGUCUACUACCAGAACAGCUAUGAGAGCCAGCCGUAUGGCUCUUCCUACAGCAUGCCUUACACCUACAGUACAGUGGCUCCACAGACUGCCAAGCCAAGUGGACAAGCUGACAAUGGUUCUGUUCACUACGGGGCCCCUCUUAAUGAUCUAAUCCCGGUAUCCAUUGAUCUGGUAAAGAAACGCCUGCAGGAUAGGGUCAGCCAAAUGCGUGCAGGCCACAAUGCAAAUGUCGACCGCUACAAACAGAUCAAUGAAGACUUAGCUGCUUCUGAGCGUACCAUACAGCAGCUGGAGGGCUCAUCCAAUGACAAUGCAGAGCAAUAUAAGUUCUUGCAAGAGAUGCGAGGGUAUGUUGGAGACUUGCUUGAGUGUUUCAGUGAAAAGGUGCCUGCUGUCCUGGAGCUGGAGGCUGCCAUGCACCAGUUACUAAGGCAACGGGCCACACGACUUGUCCAGAGACGACAGGAUGAUAUUAAAGAUGAAUCGUCGGAGUUUGCAAGCCUUUCAAAUAAAGCUGUCAUGGCUCCUAAUCUAGACUCAUUUGGCCGAGAUCGCGCAGCAUACCAAGAGCACAGUCGUCAGAGGAGGAUUGCUGAAAGAGAAGCACGAAGAACACGCCGACGACAAGCCAGAGAGCAGAAUGGAAAGAGGGCAGAACACAAAGAAGGCUUAUCAUCUGAUGACGAGGAGACUUCUACUGACAUCACCAGCUUCAACAUGGAGAGAGAUCGUAUCAUAAGGGAAAGUAAGAAGGUAUUUGAGGAUGUUGUGGAGGACUUUCAUUCUCUUGACUACAUCAAAUCCCACUUUGAAGUGUGGAGGAAGGAGUUUGCCAACACCUACAGAGAUGCUUACAUAGGCCUCUGUCUGCCCAAGCUCUUUAACCCCUUAGUCCGUCUGCAGCUGAUUACAUGGAACCCUCUCGAGGCGCAGUGUGCAAACUUUGAGUACAUGCUCUGGUUUGAGUCGCUGCUGUUUUACGGCUUUGAAGAGAACAGCACGUUGCAAAAAGGAGAUGGCGACAUCGGCUUGCUGCCUGCUAUAGUGGAGAAGGUCAUCCUCUCCAAACUGUCAGUGUUGGCAGAGCAGGUGUGGGACCCACUUUCCAGCAGUCAAACAACCAGGUUUGUGAGCUUCAUUCACAGACUGCUAAAAGGCUAUCCCACUGUGCUGCACGGGGACAACCGAUACACACAGGAGCUAUUGAAAACAAUUGUCUUACGGACCAGGAGGACUCUGGAUGACGAUGUCUUUCUUCCACUGUACCCCAAGAACAUUCUGGAGAACAAGAACAGUGGUCCCUACUUAUUCUAUCAGAGGCAGUUCUGGUCCUGUGUGAAGCUGCUGGGCAACAUCCUGCAGUGGGAUGGUAUCUUAUCCAUGUCCUCUCUGAAAGACUUGGCCCUGGACAGCACUCUCAACCGAUAUAUCCUCUCUGCACUGCAGACCACGGAUACAUGGGAGGAAAAUAUUCAGAAGUGCCAAAAGGUGGUGGAGUGCUUGCCAUCGCACUGGUUUUCUGGAUUGAAGGGCCAGCAGACGUUGCCUCAGUUGGAGCCAUUCUGUCGCUACCUCACCCACCUGGCCAACUCAAUCCACCGCAACACACUGGUCGGGUCUGAUAUUGAGCGGCGCACUUCAAAGGAGCAGGUCAAGGACGUUGUGAAGAUGUUGGGCCAAAUGAAUGCCCUGGACCACAUCAUAGCUGUGGCAGCAGAGCAUGGGAUUAAAGACAUCAAACCACUUUUAGAAGUCAAAUCAUAGAGAAGAAGCAACUUUCCAUCCGGAUUACAGAUCACGAAAUGGGAUUCCCAGAGAAAAGAUGUGUCACCCAGCUUAAUAACUCAACAACUGAGACCAUGACUGAAAAAAAGAUCUUGUAAAUAUUGUAAAUAUUGUAUAGAAAGGUGUGUUUAUACUGAUGCUGAAAUAAGGCCUUGUAUUGUCAGCUCAAAGAGACUGCUCACUGCUGGCAAUAUUUUAAAUGCAUAGAAGUUCUUGACAUGGAUUAUUUUUUGAGACUGAUCCCUGAAUGAACACUAUUCACUCCGACUCUGUACAGCAGACUCGUCUUUGCCAUACGAGCUAAAAGGUCAGAUGCACGCAGGCAAAGCAUGGUGUCCAACUUUUGUUUCCUUACAGUCCAGAUGUGAUCUUUCUUUGAUCCCUGCUUCAUCCUGUUAGUAUUUCUCACACCUCUCUGUUCAAAUGCUCUUUAAGAAUCUGAGAGCUUUGUUUUCAGAUUUGCAAGAAUUCUGUUUUAGUAGUUUAUUUGCCUGUGAAUAAAAUGAACAUUUGAAUGUU
Oreochromis niloticus (Nile tilapia) is the source of this 4077-nucleotide messenger RNA. RefSeq names its product PAX3 and PAX7 binding protein 1 (gene paxbp1). Gene Ontology annotation, molecular function: DNA binding. Gene Ontology annotation, biological process: positive regulation of transcription by RNA polymerase II; mRNA splicing, via spliceosome. Bases 793 to 3537 code for a protein of 914 amino acids. The record is from RefSeq and is a predicted model, not a curated record. NCBI's taxonomy places the organism in Eukaryota, Metazoa, Chordata, Actinopteri, Cichliformes, Cichlidae. Gene Ontology annotation, cellular component: nucleus. The transcript has 18 exons.